Molecule: messenger RNA, 1311 nt
Organism: Trichosurus vulpecula (common brushtail)
Lineage: Eukaryota; Metazoa; Chordata; Mammalia; Diprotodontia; Phalangeridae
Gene: NHEJ1
Product: non-homologous end joining factor 1
Exons: 8
Coding region: 59-961 (300 amino acids)
Biological process (GO): double-strand break repair via nonhomologous end joining
Cellular component (GO): nucleus; DNA ligase IV complex
Molecular function (GO): DNA end binding
Source: RefSeq, a predicted model, not a curated record
UCCUCUCGGGAAAGGGUGCGCGCGCAGGGCCCGGAGGGCCGGCGGCUAUGACGUCACGAUGGAUGAACUGGAGCAUGGUCUGCUGAUCCAGCCUUGGGCAUGGCUGCAGCUUUCAGAGGACUCACUUCUGGCCAAGGCCUACAUCACCACGCACAAGGGCUAUGCCCUUCUUCUCUCUGACCUCCAGCAUGUGUGGCAUGAGCAAAUCGACCCGAAUGUGGUUGGCCAACGGGCCAAGGAACUGAAUAAACGGCUGACUGCUACUCCUGCUGCCUUCCUCUCCCACUUGAGAGACCUCAUGUGCACUUUGUUGGAAGGUCCGGCUGCUCCCAGGGGAGCCACUUUCUCUUGUGAGCGUAUGCCAGAGGGACUGACGUUUCGAAUUCGGAGUGAGCUCUGUGGUCUACCCUUUCACUGGAACUUCCAGUGUGCCUUGGCUAGCCCUUCCCUGGUUUCCCAGCACCUCAUACGUCCUCUGAUGGGCAUGAGUCUGGUACUGCAGUGCCAGGUGAGAGAGCUGGCUUCUUUGCUUCGGCUGAAGGAUGCAGAAAUCCAAGACUACCAGGAGAAUGGAGCCGUACUGAGCAGAGAUCGAUUGAAGACAGAGCUGUUUGAUGAGAAUGCUUUCCUGGAGCAAGUCAUGACAGAGAAUCUGCCAGACACAUGCAGUAUUGAGAAUGGAAGAUCCUUUGCUACGAAGCUGCAAAAUCUCUAUGUGGCAAUAACUAAACAAGAAUUCCAGGCAGGACGAAAACGACAAGGUUCUGGAGACUCCCAGGCUUCGGACAGGACUUCUUCCAAUGAAACUGAUGAUAGACUGCUGAACCAGCCAGAGCAGCAGUCCUUCUCGGCCCCAUCCCUGUCUGUGCUUGAGACUUUGAAUAUGGAGACUUCGGCUCCAGUGCAGAGACCUCAUCUGUCCAAAAUCAAGAGAAAGAAACCAAAGGGACUCUUCAGCUGAACUGAGCUCACGUAGCAGUGCUCCAGCUGCUGAGGAGGACUCUGGAGAGGAGAUUCUCUCAGCAUCGCCUUGAAAGGAUCUUCUGGGGUGAAAGCUCAGACCUUGGCCGAAGUUGGACUGGGUCCAGCUGGAAGAUUCUUGUUAGCCUGCCAUAGAGUGGACACUUUGGCAGGGAGACCUUCGGUCUGAAUAUGCUCAUGAUUGUGCCAGGUUUCCUGACCUGAGGAAGAGCCUGAACCUGGGGAAAUACUGAACCCUAUUCUCUCACAGGAUCCUCCUCUAGACUUUGUAUGUAUAUAUUUGUGGUGGAUUUACUAGAAACACAACAAAAAUAAAAGCUUCCAAAACUC